AGCCACUUUCUGCCCGGACCAGACUUCGCACAACUUGGGCCCCCUCUUUUUCCUUUUUCCCCUCCCCUUCACUCUUCUCUCUCUUUGCGUCAUUUGGGAACAAUUGGGGUUCUUGCUGCUUUGACACCGCCUACACCCCUCCUGCGGUUCUCAAUACCCCUCUUAGCCACUUCCCGAACCCCUGCUUGACCACUCCCGGAAACUACUCGCCCGUCAUGUCGGGGAAAAUGACAUUGUAUAAGUUGGUGGUGCUGGGCGAUGGAGGUGUGGGAAAAACUGCUCUCACCAUUCAGCUAUGUCUCAACCACUUCGUCGAAACCUACGAUCCCACCAUCGAAGACUCCUAUCGCAAACAAGUCGUCAUUGAUCAACAGUCGUGUAUGCUCGAGGUGCUGGACACGGCGGGCCAGGAGGAGUACACCGCACUGCGGGAUCAGUGGAUUCGGGAUGGAGAGGGCUUCGUACUGGUCUACAGCAUCACAUCGCGCGCCUCCUUUUCGCGUAUCACCAAGUUUUACAACCAGAUCAAGAUGGUCAAGGAGUCAUCCAGUUCCGGCUCGCCCUCCGGCCCCAGUUACUUGAGCUCCCCCAUGCAAGCACCCGGAGGUCCGUCGCGGCCCGUGCCCGUAAUGCUAGUCGGCAACAAGAGCGAUAAGGCUGUGGAGCGUGCGGUUUCCGCACAAGAGGGACAAGCACUCGCUAAAGAGCUGGGAUGUGAAUUUGUCGAGGCCUCCGCAAAGAACUGCAUCAACGUCGAGAAGGCCUUCUACGAUGUCGUUCGCAUGCUGCGCCAACAACGGCUACAGCAGCCGGGUCGGAAUCAGGACCGUCGCCAGCCUGGAGGUCGCGACCGCGACGCUGGCCCUGAAUAUCCCAAGUCUUUUCGUCCGGAUCGGUCGAGACAUCGCAGCCGACUCCAGUGCAACAUCCUGUGAUCGGCCGGGUCCGUCCGGGGGAAAGGAGAGCAUUGAAUAUCUUGUGAUAGCCAUGUUGAUGCUCUCGUUUGCUUCUUUUUAUUUCCUAUCUCUUUCUUUCCUAUUGGUCUUGGGUGCAUCUGGAAGGGUGGUUCUGUCUUUUGGUUACGACCUUGUUCGGCGUCAGGCCUCUUCUCUCGCUUCCUCUCCUCACAUAUACACAAACACACACUCACAACACCAUUUUUCAUCUCUUUCGCUUUGCUCGCCAUUCCAGAGCCCCUAUGGGUGGAGACUAGUGUCUCUUUCAGCUCCCACACACCUCUUGCCGAUCCCUCUUGAUUUGGGCCAUUGAGGGGGGGCACCCCGCCACUUGAGCUGCGGGAUCCACCGCACGACGCUGGUUUGCACACCUUUCACCAGCUCUCCACCCCCCACCAAUUUGUGGGAGGCAAUCACCUAGUGUUUACAGCGAAGGAUGAUUGGGGGUUGUCUUGCAUUCCAUUGGAGCACCCGACGCCACAAACAACCAAAAAAAAAAAAUUCUUUGGCAACGAAGCCAGAAGAUCGCAGUCGCGCAUUAGCAGGCAUUUCGAUAUGAUACCCUACGACUGAGCUUGUUUAUCUUUCUUUUGAUUUUUUGUCGGCCAUUUAAGCAAGUAUAUAGACAAUACAGAUCUUUCUAUCUAAUGGUC
Penicillium pulvis is the source of this 1609-nucleotide messenger RNA. It is a transcript of the gene rasB, whose product is annotated as Ras small monomeric GTPase RasB. Lineage: Eukaryota; Fungi; Ascomycota; Eurotiomycetes; Eurotiales; Aspergillaceae. The transcript is spliced from 2 exons. Gene Ontology annotation, molecular function: GDP binding; GTPase activity; GTP binding. Gene Ontology annotation, cellular component: plasma membrane. The record is from RefSeq and is a predicted model, not a curated record. Bases 216 to 935 code for a protein of 239 amino acids. Gene Ontology annotation, biological process: signal transduction.